This is a messenger RNA of Aureobasidium musti, 1056 nucleotides long. The record is from the annotation of a GenBank genome assembly. NCBI's taxonomy places the organism in Eukaryota, Fungi, Ascomycota, Dothideomycetes, Dothideales, Saccotheciaceae.
AUGCCUUCUCGACCUCUUUUCCAAGACUACCCAUGGGUAUCCUCUCCAGCGAUCAUUUCAGCUCCCAUGAGCGGAUUCGCUGGUCCAGCUCUAGCCCACGCAGUCUACAAAGCAGGCGGUAUAGGCUUUCUCGGCGGCCUCCCAGACACAAAAGCUCUCUACACAGCCCUCCAAGACGUCACAGAACUAGUGACCGGAACGCGGCUUCCACAACCCGGUGCUGAUGCUCUGCCAAUCGGUCUGGGGGCUUUGUUGUUCGCACAGAAGUUGGAUGAGGUUGUUGCGUUGGUUAAGGUGUUUCGUCCUGUGGCUGUGUGGUUGUUUGCCGCGCAUGAGUUUGCGGAUUUUAAGCGUUGGACGGAGGAGAUACGUAAGGCUAGUAAUGUGACUAAGAUCUGGAUUCAGAUUGGGAGUGUCACGGGCGCGGUCAAGUUGGCUCAGUCUUGUAAGCCUGAUGUGCUUGUACUGCAAGGUGCAGAUGCUGGUGGCCAUGGCGGCGAGAAGGGUGCAGGCAUCAUUUCUUUGAUCCCAGAGACGCUGUACGCACUGCAAAGACUCGGAUUGAAUGACGUCUCCAUCGUCGCAGCAGGCGGUAUAGCAGAUGGCUCUAGUGUGGCCGCAGCCUUGACACUAGGCGCAGACGGCGUGGUCAUGGGCACCAGAUUCCUCGCUGCCGAAGAAACAACAGUACAUCCCUCCUACCAAGCCGCAAUCCUAGAAACCGAAGAUGGAGGCCAGACAACCGUACGAGCCAAAGUGUUUGAUGAGUUGGCAGGUCCAAACAUCUGGCCUAGAGAUUUCGACGGAAGAGCGUUGAUUGCCCAAAGUUAUCGAGAUCACAUUAAGGGCAUCUCGAUCGAAGAAAUCCGCAAGUCGCACGCCGAGGCGAAGCAAACAUCUCACCUUGGCUUUGAUCAAGAGAACAGAAGAGCUGCGAUUUGGGCAGGCACAGGAGUGGGCCUCGUGCGCGAGAAAGCACAUGCCUCUGAUAUUCUCACGGAAGUCCGCCAAGCUGCGAAAGUGGCACUGGAAAGAGCGAUGACGAUUAUGGGCUGA